This is a messenger RNA of Liolophura sinensis, 3618 nucleotides long. RefSeq names its product cohesin subunit SA-2-like. Gene Ontology annotation, biological process: sister chromatid cohesion. Gene Ontology annotation, molecular function: chromatin binding. Lineage: Eukaryota; Metazoa; Mollusca; Polyplacophora; Chitonida; Chitonidae. The coding region runs from base 91 to 3432 and encodes 1113 amino acids. The transcript is spliced from 31 exons. Gene Ontology annotation, cellular component: cohesin complex; nucleus; chromatin. The record is from RefSeq and is a predicted model, not a curated record.
CAUCAAUAACUGGAUAAUUUAUUUGGAUAAUUAUUUAAGGCUUUUUAUUUCGUUCUUUGGAGUCGCUGGCAUCUCUGAUCCUAAGCAGUCAUGCCUGGGGUUCGUAGGAAGAAAGGGGCUGCCAAAGACCCGGGGCUGGAGACCGAAGCCCUGCAUCUCCCAGGACCCGACUCCAGUGACCCUAUAGAGCCUUCCUCAGAAAUAUCCAUCCCUGAAAUGGAUAACGAUGACAGCGACUUUGAAGAGCCUAAGGCCCCGGGGAAGGUCAGCAGGAAGAGACAGCCUAAAGGAGACCUAACUAAUCAGCCUGCAAAGAAGGCCAAAAGGGGAGGUAAGAAGAAGGAUGUGGAAGAGAUGCAGUCAGGAGAUGACACUGGAAGCCUGUUUGAUGUUGUCAAGGGAGGCAAAUCUUCACUACAGGCUGUGGUGGAUGAAUGGAUUGAAUCGUACAAGAGUGACCGUGACCAGGCUCUGUUGGAACUGAUCCAGUUCUUCAUCCAAUGCUCUGGCUGUAAAGGAAAGAUCUCCCCAUACAUGUAUGGCAACAUGGAGCAUGCCGAGAUCAUCCGGAAAAUGACAGAGGAGUUUGAUGAGGAGAGUGGUGAUUACCCUUUGAUCAUGACAGGCCCCAUGUACAAGAAGUUCAAGACGAACUACUGUGAGCUGGUGCAGGUCCUUGUGAGGCAGUGUCAGUACAGCAUCAUCUACGACCAGUACAUGAUGGAUAACGUAAUAUCCUUGCUGACAGGGCUAACAGACUCCCAGGUCCGUGCCUUCAGGCACACCAGCACACUUGCAGCCAUGAAGCUCAUGACAGCAUUAGUGGAUGUUGCCCUGAACCUGAGUAUCAACCUAGACAACACCCAGAGACAGUAUGAGGCGGAGCGUCAGAAGAACCAAUCAAAACGGGCCGGAGAGAGGUUGGAGCUUCUAAUGUCGAAACGACAAGAGUUGGAAGAAAAUCAAGAGGAAAUCCGGAACAUGUUGACCUACAUUUUCAAGGGUGUUUUUGUCCACAGAUACAGAGACACGCAGCCUGAGAUCAGAGGUAUCUGUAUGGCAGAGAUCGGUGUAUGGAUGAAGAAAUAUCCCAACAUGUUUCUUGAUGAUGCCUACCUCAAGUAUGUGGGCUGGACGCUAUAUGAUAAGACUGGAGAAGUCCGCCUGUGUUGUCUGAGAAGUCUGCAGCCACUUUACGAGACAGAAGACUUGGCUACAAAGAUGGAACUGUUUACCAACAGGUUCAAGGACCGUAUUGUGGAGAUGACGUUGGACAAGGAGUAUGACGUGGCAGUGCAAGCUGUCAAGCUGGUCAUCAGUGUUCUGAGGUUUAACGAAAACGUGCUAUCAGACAAAGAUUGUGAGAAUGUCUAUGAGUUGGUGUACUCCUCCCACCGUCAUGUCGCUCAGGCCGCCGGAGAGUUCCUCAACAACAAGCUGUUCCAGAGAGAUGAUGAGGCAACGAAGAACCUCAAGUCGAAGAAAGGAAAGAAGCGAAGCCCUAACACACCUCUAAUCAGAGAUCUGGUUCAGUUCUUCAUUGAGAGCGAGCUUCACGAGCACGGGGCGUACCUGGUCGACAGUCUGUGGGACAUUAAUGAGAUGAUCAAAGACUGGGAGUGCAUGACAGAUUUACUGCUGGAAGAGGCCGGCAAGGGGGAGGAACCCCUGGAUGACCGACAGGAGACCAGCCUGAUAGAGAUCAUGGUUUGCUGUGUUAAACAGGCAGCUACUGGGGAAUCUCCCGUUGGCAGGGGUCCCAACAGAAAGCUGACAGUAAAAGAAGUGAAGCAGGUAUCAGAGGAGAAGACGAAGCUAACAGAACACUUUAUUGUCACAUUACCUCAACUCUUAGCCAAGUACCUGAUGGAUGCAGAAAAGGUGACAAACCUCUUACAAAUUCCUCAAUACUUUGACCUGGAGAUCUACACAACCAGUCGCCAGGAAAAGAGUUUGGAAGCUUUACUAAGAUAUCUACACGAGAUAGUGGAAAAGCACACAGACAUGGAGGUUUUGGAAGCUUGUUCCAAAGUGUUCGAGUCAUUGUGUUCAGAUGAGUUUGCAAUUGCCGGGAAAUGCGAUGUGGCACGCAGCACACUUAUAGACAGUCUGGCGGUAAAGUUCAAGGAAGCCAUGCAGGAUUUCUUUGCUGAGGGGGAGCAGCCAGACGAUGACGACACAUUUACCCUGGUGGCUAGCCUGAAGAGAAUCUAUGCUUUUUACAACUGUCACAACCUAUCCAGCUGGAAUCUAUGGGAUGACCUCUUCCACAUCGUCAGGACAGCCAGUGAGAACAAUGCUAUACCCGAGGAGGUUGUCUGUAAGUCAAUCGCGGCCUGCUCCAUGGCUGUGCUCUGGUACCUGCAGAAAGUUGACGGUGAAGCCAGCCCGGACAAGAAUGAGGUGCUCCUGUUGAAGAAGAGGUUAGAACAGUUAAUGAGGCACUCUCAGGAGUUGCUGUUCCACCCAGUCAACAGGGUAGACGAAGAGGCAUUCAUCACUAUCUGUGACUUGUUGGUGGUGUUCAGCAAGCAGAUAGCGGAGACAAAUCCUCUGCUUAAGUGCCUAGUGUAUGAGUCUGACAAAAAUCUGCAGGGCCAGCUUAGUGGCUUCCUCACAGACAAAGUUUUUGUGGAGGAUGACGAUGAUGAUCUCGAUGAAAAUGUGAAGAUUGAAGAACUGCACAAGAAGAGGAAUUUCCUGGCUUCAUUCUGUAAACUCAUCGUCUACAACAUUGUCCACAUUCGCACGGCGGCUGAGAUGUUCAAACACUACAUGAAGUUUUACAAUGAUUAUGGCGAUAUUAUCAAGGCUACAUUGAGCAAAGCUCGGGAGAUCAACAAAGUGGCCACUGCCAAGACUCUUGUACUCAGUCUGACACAGAUGUUCAAGGACGUUCAGAGUGAACAGCAGACAAUUGACCGCUCGUCAGACAGCUUCCAGUCUAUUAAGGAGUUGGCGAGGAGGUUUGCUCUGUCCUUCGGUUUAGACCAGCUGAAAAAUCGAGAAGCAGUGGCUGCCCUGCAUAAGGAGGGCAUAGUGUUCAGUUUGACAGGCCAGGAGAACCCCCCGACCUCAGACAAUCCGCCACCAAACCUGCCGUUCUUGGAGAUCCUCUCUGAAUUCACCAACAAGCUGAUGAAACAGGACAAGAAGACAGUGGUAAACUAUUUGGACAAGAGUCUGUCAGGGGGUGUGCCUAGUAACCGUGGUGAUGAUUGGCAACCUCUGUUGACCUAUCGGAACAGCUUGGUCCAAGGGGAGGCUGAAAUUCAUCCAAUCACACUCAGACCUGCCAUUCCAGCCAAACCAGUAUCAAGAGGCAUGAAGAGGAAACAACCAGAUGGGUCAGUGCAUGAUGAUAACCAGUGGGGAAGUAAAGAAGGACGGAGAACCUCCUGCUGGCAUGGUUGGCCAGCCUCAGUUGUCUAAACAGCGACGGCUAGAGGAUGAGCAAAGUAUCAGCUCAGAGCAGGGCUCAGAAAAAGACUUUGAGGACCCUGGCAUGGCGAUGUCUCAGAUGUCACAGAUGUCCUGGAUGGCGAGCCAGCAACAUCAGCGAGAACUUCAGCGGAGGUCAGAGGUUAACUACAGUCGGCAGAGCAGGAUGGGAAACCU